AAGAAUUAUUCUAGCUGGAGGAGAAAAAAUUUCAAAAAAAGACAAAAAAAGUAAGACGGUAUUUGUAUGCAUCAAAAAAGUAAAAAAAAAAACUACGCAAGUAUCAUAGUAUUGAAGUUUGAAAAGCGAAAGUGAUUUACUAUUGCAUUCACGAUAUUAAACCCUCUUUAGUGCCGUCGAGUCUCAGCCAAAGAUUGGUCGUCGGCGUGCUUCGCUUUUUGAGAAAAGCCGUUACACUGCUCAAGUAUCAAAAGCGAAGCAACUUGACGAGAGUAUUGAACUACCAAACUGCCUGUGUACUAAAAAGCAGACCACGUCAAAGCUUGACAAACCUCGUUGUCUCCGCGGUUUGAUGAGCACAUAAUUCUUCAGAAGAUUUUUCUCUUAGUAAAUGUUUCUACCGCAAAAGCUAUAGUCCCGGAAAGUCGUCUCACCUACUAGAUUUUGCCUAUUUAUUAGUGGAGAUAUUUUCUAAGAACUAACACGCAUAGUUUUUUGUUAGAAAACCAUUUACAUAAAGAAAACCGCGCCUAGAUUAUAACCACUUUGUGAAACUUUUACACGGCAAGUGCAACUACAAAGGCCAUCUUUCCGAGAGUGACAAAACAGAAAACGACGCAUUUUCAGCACAAAAAGGCAAAGACACAAAAGUGAGCAGUCGAGGAAAUAUAGUAUACCAAACAGAGAAGGAGGUGAGACAGACUCAAACAGUCAAUAAAGGGGUGAAGAUAUUACAGUUUAGGAACCUAACCAAAUCGCGUUCAAACUGAAUAGUAGCCGUUCAUCCGUCGUUAUAGGUGGAGGAAAAUAUAAAGGAAUUGUAUAACGACUUUUAGCUCACAUCAAAGCGAAGAUUACCCAGCUCCAACUCUACUUCGCCGUGGAAAAUAAUAGAGCGAUAGACAUCCAAAAGGACACCGACCAUCGCAAACGAGCGAGGAAAAUAAAUCUCGUCCACCUGGAAAACAAGUUGUACAAGGCGAAUAGUAUUCCUCUAUGGCGACGCAGUCUGCAACUACCGGAUCAGCACCAGACACAACGAAGAUUUCUUCUACGAGUUGUACUCCUGCCAUGGCUCCAGCCGCAAUGGCGACUGACGACACCAAAUCCGCUUCUAGCACGCUGUCCAACGGCAAAAUGUCGCAACACGGAAUGAACAAUUCGAGCACGGGGAGUAGCAAAAAUAAGACACAACAACCUCCUGCGGGUAGUUCUUCUACCGGGUCAAAAACAACUACACUGAACCCAAAUGCGUCGGAGUUCAUUCCAGGGCAAUUUUCCGUCGGCGCAGGAGCUGGCGCAGCAAAUACUGGUGUGGAGAUUGCAAUGCAAAAUGGUACAACUUCUACGGGAGUAGUACAGCAGCAACUUUUUCAAGUGCCAGGCACGAUGGGCGCUGCUACGCCGGCUGUGUACAAUGCGAGCUAUAGCGCGCAGCAGGGCGCCGGGGUUACCUACAAGGGCGUUGGUAUUUUCAUGACAGAAUGAUGUCGUUUUCUUUUUGUUUCGUAUAAAUGCAUUACAAAUUUCCUCAGCAUGAGAAAUAAAAUUUGUAAUGUGGAUUUAACUUAAGAAAAAGAUUUGUAAUGCAUGUUUUAAACUGUAUCAACCUUUAACACCAUCACAGAUUUCCGCAUCCUGAAUCAACAACAAACGAUGCGACAACCGGAAGUCUUCCAUGUUCUGUCGACGAACAACCUCGGGCAAGUUUUCGCUUCCCCCUACGCGUACACGAACUCGAGGAAGGGCUCCCAGGAGAGCGCAGUCACGCAACAAAGUCAGCAACUGGUCUCGCUCACACAGGGUCCUGGGAUGCAACAGCAGCCAAAUUUGGGGGUAUAUAGUUGUUUUUUUUGUGAGGUAUGCAUUGCAAAAGUAUCGUACUAGUAAAAAUUGCGUGACAGAUUUUGGCAAAAAGGAAAUUGGAAUUUGUAAUGCUGUUUUUCCCUAGGAAAAAUCGUCAUGCACAUUUGCAAAAGAUCCAAAAACCACAGAACCAGGGCGUCUAUUCCAUCGGUGCGGUUAACCCGAAGAUGCAACAGCAAGCGCAAGCCGCCGCUGCAGCCCAGCAACAGCAGCAGAUGAAGCAGGCCACUGCGGGAGCACAGCAGCAACAACACCUGAAGCAGCAACAGCCGCAUUUGGUCAAGCUUGAGGGCAUUAAUCCGAGCACCGGGAAGCCAACAAAACUGGUGCCCACAGAGAUCGUGCAGAACGUCGCAAAGAAGGUCUCUAGUAAGACCUCAUCGAAGACAUCAAGCAACGGGGAGGCGGCAAAGUAUAUUACUCAUUACGGAGUUCAGGCUGUAUCUCCAUAUACAACAAUUUUUAUGCACUACAACAAUUCUACGCAUGAUGAGCAAAUGGAUUCACCACGGAAAAAAUGCAUGACAACAUCAUGUCACAAAUAGACGAAAGCAAAUCAAUACCACCCCAGGUCGCAAGACUCCAAAAACAGCAGCUCCGAUAAGCCAGCGAAGGAUUCUAAACCGGCCAAGGCACCAAAAUUGGAGAGCCCUCCAGCAAAAGCCGGCGAGGAGCAGAAAGACGCGCCAGCGUCAGGAAAGGUACUAGAAAAUUGGAUUUUGUGUUGCGAACUCGCAUGACAAAUCGCAUGACAAAUCGAGAUCUCAUUGAGGACACGCAUGACAAAUCGAGAUCAUAUGACAACACUUUGAAUUCCAAAUCCAAAAUCCAACUCAGACCGCACCCUCCUGGACGCGCAUCGCAGCCAAGGCGGCCACGAAGGCAAAAACGCCCGACGCAGCCUCUGCUGGUACAACAGUGAAACCCGCUGACGUCGUGCUGGUGCCCGUAAAGGGGGACGGAUUAGUAGCAUCCACCGCGGAUAAAAAGGAAAACAAGAAGUCUUCUUCCACCGCUGAUGGUGCUGAGACUACAGAGAAGAAGGUUCUUGCUGCAUCAACUUCUUCCUCGAAAAAGCCAGAAGAGAAGGCAGAUGCCGCUACUGAAAAAUUGGCGGAGGUGAAGAAGGAAAAUAAACCCGCUCCGGCUGCAGAAGUGGAGGACGAGUGGCAGGAGGUGAAGAAGCCGAAGCACAAGGUCCGCCAGAGCCCGGAGCAAGCGACUAAAAAGAUCCUUCCCUGGGGUAUGUCGAAAAAGGAAGCCACACCAAAGGUUUCUGCCAGCCCGAAUAAAGUGGAGGGCUCAACAACAUCUUCCUCGGAGCCAGCAUUUAUUGUUCCGGCUGAAGCUGGUGCGACGAAAGCGGAGUCUAAUUCUUCGUCUUCUGCAGAGGAGCCUGCUGCCGUGCAAAAAGCAGAAUCUUCGUCCACAACUGACGUCGCAGUAGAGAAGAAAGCCGCUGUGGUGCCAGCUUCUUCUUCUACCGUAAAGGAGCCAAUUGCCACGUCCAGUCCGACCUUGACUGCCGCGACCAAGAAAGUGCCGUCGAGUGUGGAGAAGGUCACUCCGGCUCCGUGGCGAAGGCCCGAGAUCCACGAUGAGAAGAAGGAAGCAGAGAACGCCGCUGCUGGGAAACAUGCUGCGGGUGUUGCUGUAGCCGAUCCUGCAACUACUGCUACAUCAUCAAAGCAGCCCGCGACGUCAUCGUCAUCAAGCGAAAAUGUUGCGAGUUCUAAAUCCGCUUCGACAGCCGGUGCUUCUAUCCCGAAAGAGAAGAAGCCGGUCAGCAUCAGCAUGGAUAGCAGGCCAUCCGGCUCGCCGAAGCCGUCGAUCCGACAGAACACGGGCACCACAACUUCCGACAUGGUGAGCAACAGUUCCCCCUCUUCCGUCGAGGAGGCACUGAAGGAACAAGCUGCUUCGGCCACGGGAGAGAAGAGGUCCGUGACUUCGGCCGGUGCAGCAGCUUCCGAAGAGCCGAUUCUGCAGCAAGAUCAGUUCCCCGCGCUCGGCGGUGGAUCUUCGAAAGAGGUGGAAGUAAAAUCGUCUUCCGUUGCUGAAGAAGAGAAAAAGGAAGACAACGCAACCUCCGACGCCAAACCCGCAAUGUCCAGCUGGGCCGCGAAAGCCGCGAAGGCAGCCGCUUUGCCGGUCACCGAGAGCAAACCGAGAAUACAACAAGGUGGAGAAAAAGCGGCGAAGGGCAGUGCUGUUGACCAGCUGUCGAAAGAAAAGUCGAGCAAGGGCAAGGGCAAGGAUGGUGCAGCCAUGGAGGGAAAAGGAAAGGACCAAAAAGGGCAGCACUACAACUCGACGUCAAAGGAAAAUAACUCCAGCAUCUUGCAAAAAGGUAUCAGUAACGGCAAAACGCACGAUAAGGACAACAACUUCCAAGCUGGGUUUUCCGGCGAGCAGGAGCCUACAAGCAGUAUGUCGUCCUCUUCCUCUACCGCAGUAGUACCGCAGCCGCGCUCUUCGCAAAAGGGCAGCAGCAGCUACAGCGGUAAGAACAUGAUCCCACCACGCGACAUCUCAUCCUCCCCGGAUGCAGCCACGGGCGAGAAAGGCAGUAAUAAAUCUGGUUCUCUGCAUCAAGACAGGAGAAGUGGUGCCAGCAAUAGCAUGAUCAAGCCCUCUAGGAAUUCGAGAACCGGAAAGGAUAGCACAACCACUCCGGCCAAGCCCGCGCCAGCUCCGCAGGCGGUCCCAGACUUGCAGAAGGACUUCCCAACGAUGGGCGGUAGUAGCAAGAGCGUCUUAGCCGCGCCGUCUCCGGUACAACCUCCGCAGGGCGCUUGGGGCGCAAAGCCGUGGGGGAACAAUAUUAAAACAGCGACAAGUAGUAGCGAACAGAAAAUGGCGAAUAAAUCCAGCGGUAGUUCUGAGGAAGAAGAAAACGUUGCUUCCAAAAAGCCGGUGGAACAGCCACAGCCAAGGAAUCCCAAUGCUUCCGUCCAAGACAUUCCCGAGGACGACACCCCCGAAGAAGAGGAACAACAACAACCCGCCGCUACGGAAAAUAACAGCAAGACCGUCGCAACGGAGGAGGAAGAUGAUCUUAUCGAGAAGGAAGACAGUUCCUCCGGUAAUACAACCUCCUCUAUCCCGCUGCUCGAAAAGCAAGCGUCGGUUCCGUCCACGACCACCGCGGAAGAGACCAACAACAGCAGCUCCGCGACGGCUAGUGAAAAUGACACGACCACCACUUCUGUCGUGCAAAAGACCUUGCAACAGAGUUCUUCCCAGUCCAAAUUGAAGCCCAGGCUUGUCGCGAAGCCGGUUACCGGCGGCUUCGCCUUCAACUCCUCUUUCGUUAAGUUAUCCGAGGCAAAGAAUCUGCCGUUAGAAACUCCGAAGACCCCGGUGUUGGAAACUACUACGUCUUCCGCGGUGAAUAAAACACCGGAGCGGGUGUCGAAGAAGAAAGCAGCUUCGGAGGACUGUCCGGACGAGGAGGAGCCGUAGAAUUGAUUUUUGUUUCUUUUGCAUGUUUUGCUUUUGUCAUUGUGUUCUGGACCCCCGCAUCUCUUGUUUCUGUUCUAAGGUGGCGAGGCCUGCAUCGGAAAUUUCAUUUGUCAUGCGAAUCCUGCAUGCCAUUGAAUCAAACAAAACAGGACAAACACCAAGGAGAGUCCCGAGCUGAAGGACACCCCGGAGCGCAGCCCGUCUCCCUCCAGCAGCUCGCCGGUCAGCAGUAGCGAGGAGAACGAAUCUCGUAUUUGGCUGGUUUUGUGAUUAAUGCAUUACAAAUUUCCUCAGCAUGAGAAUGAGAAAUAAAAUUUGUAAUCCGGAUUUAGCUUCUGACAAAAAUUUGUAAUACAUCAUUGCAAUUACUACGGAAAAGCAAAAAAAUGGAUCCACAGCUACCCCCGCCCCCGCAGUGCCGCGCUACGAACCGGAGGUUCUGAAACCCUCAGAAACCGAAAUCAAACCUUGCCCGAGCGAGAUCCCGAUGUACCUCCGUGCGGGCUACAGAAAACAGAACGCGCCGCCAACGGAUCGGGUCUACGCGUUGAAGUUUAUGAAGCAAUUUCAGGUACAAUUUAGAUUUUUAGAUAUUCAAGGGAUCAAAUCAUGCUGUAAAGUCAUUUUUGGUGAGAUAAUUACAAAUUGUGGAAAUGUGCCACAACUAUAUGCGCACUACUUCCCUUUCGUCCAGUUGGUCUUUGUGAUGAUGCCCAGUUGUUCUACUUGCACCGUACAACUGAAGCCAAGAACUACACGGAACAUCACAAAAACAGGACAAGGCCAACUGUCUCGCCCUCCCCCCGGGCGUGAAGCUCCCAGCUGCGAUCAGCAAGGAUGGCCGUGUGUCCUCUGCCGGACAAAACGGUAGUGGCGGCGACCAGUGGGCGCGUGGCCAGCGGCUCGCCGAGCUGCCGGACAAGGAGCACAACAAAAAGAACCGGAAGUCAAAUAACGACAACUGGCAGAGGCAGUCCGCGCCGGUGCUCGAGAGUGGCGAGAACAGUUGGAAGAAGCAGCAACAGGAAAUGCGACAGGGAGACAACAUCGAUCGCGACGCAGAGGUACACGAUAAUUUGCUGUUUCUGUUGUUUGAAAAUUCGCAUUUGCGGCAUGGAACGAUGUUGAUUAAUAAUGCCAUGCAUGAGAAUGAGAAAGGACCGCGAGGAGCCUUAUGCCUGGGUCUGGAAGCCUCCAUGGGGUUGGUGAUGCUAACCUUCGAAUUCGAUCAUACAAUUGCAUGAGCAACAAAAGACGCUCAACAGAUGUUUGCCAUUGCCACCUAGACAUGGCGUUAUUUCUCAUACAGUAUCUAGGCAUGCACAAUCCUCCGCGAAAUGUAACACAGACAUCUUCGCGGGUCAACAUGUACAAAAAUUUGCAUGACCAUCAGAAUGAAUAUGAUCAACACUGUUUAAUCAAUUUAAAAUUCACAAAUCACAGAUCGAGCGGAAGGCUAAAGCCAUCCUGAACAAGUUGACUUUCGAAAAGUUCGACAAGCUCUACGCGGAACUCACGAACCUCGGUAUGUACAAGUACGGGCAACUGGAGUACCUUACCAAGGAGAUUUUCGAGAAGGCCACCACGCAGCACCACUUUAUCGAGAUGUACACCUUGCUGUGUAAAAAGAUCCACGACGAAAACGCUUUUUCAGACUGCUUCGCGAGUGGUAUUUUUUUACUGGAUUUUUUUAUUUAUAUUUUUUGGUAUUGAAUCUUUUCAUGCAUGACAAAAGUAGAAGUCGAUGCCUCGCCCUGCAUGAGAAUCGAGAAAUACAAAUAAUCCCCUCUAUAUUCGAUGAAAAUCCACUUACUUCGAUACUAUCAGACGACGCCCCCGUGUCCCCGACCGCGGAAGCAGGAGGUGAAGAGGAUUCCAAGUCCAAGCCCACCUUCAAGCGCAUGUUGCUCUCCAUCUGUCAGGACUUGUUCGAGAAAGAAGAGGAGGAGAUUGUCGCGGACAACAAGGACGAAGAAACGGAGAAGUAUUUCGCGUACAAGAAGAAGCGGUUGGGGAAUGUGAAAUUCGUCGGGAAUCUGUUGAUCAACAAGCUGUUGACGAUAAAGGUCGUCGGCCGGGUGCUACAGGAUUUGCUGCAGAGGCGGACGGAGCUGUCCUUGGAGGCCGCUUGCGUCUUUAUAGAAAGCGUGGGACAGUUUGUUGAGGUACAGAGUUAUUUUGCUUUUUGUGAUUUUGUGUUUUUGUAGUUCAUGUGCAGCCUUAUUUUUAAAACCUAGUUUUUCCUUUUUGUCAUGUAAGUACGUCAUGGGCGAGUUGGAUAAUUGAUGAGAUUGAGAUGCCAUUGAGUGCAUUUAAAUCGCACACAUGAUCAAACAUCAACUCUACAACAGCAACAAAACGCCCUCGCCAUGCAGAAGCUCGAGCAAGAGAACCUCCAAAACGAGGACCUGAACCCUUUGACCCAGAAGGAGAAGGAAAAGAAGCUGCCGGUGAAAGCGUGGACGGGGAUCUUCAGCGAGCUCGCCCACUUGUCGGAGGACCCGGAGUUGAACUUCCGGUCACGGGCGCUGAUCAAGGAUUUGAUUGACCUCAAGAUGGCCGGGUGGGUGAAGAACACCACGCUGCUAUGACAGUGCACAACUCCCCCUCCCCCUCAUUUGUCAUGCAAAAUACCAAACUUACCCUUUGCCUCUUGGCACUGUUUGCAUGACAAGUUCUGGCAGCCCAAAUAGCACUACAAAACUGCGGAAAUUUGUCAUGCAAAACCCGCAUUCUUGCUGGCGCUUGUAUUGCCGGCCAUGCAAUACAAAUGAGGGGGAGGGGGAGUUGUGCACUCUCAUAGCUGCAGAAGGAGCCACUGAAGGCGGGCAAGAUCGCUGACAUCGAGAAGGCGGUCUUGGACGAAGAGAACAACAAGCUGUUGCAGAAAAAGAGUUCCAGCUCGGUCACCAUUGUCGACGCCGAUGGGUUCGCGACGGUCAAGAGCGGUAUGGAAAGUGAUUAUUUUCGAUGAAAAUAUAUUUGUUCAGCCCGCUCAGCUAAACCCUUAUUUACUUUUAGCACCAUCUAGGAUUUUGUCGUAUUCAAGGAUGUGGUGCAGCGAUUGCGAUGUGAAGAGGUACAAUACCUGUAGUGGAAAUAUCCAUCGCAACAAACCUCUAUUAUAUCAGGUAAACAACGCCCCUCCAACAACGGCUCCCUGGGGCCCAAGACCCAGAGCACCAACUCCGUGCGCAACUCCGCCCCGGACGCGUUGCAGCGCGCGGGCUCAAGUACCGGCUCCUUCGCCAACUUAGCCUCGGGUUCGAGAUUUGCCGCCUUGGAGAAGAGCAAGAAGAAAAAGUCAACCAAGAAAGACGAGGAAGAAGUUUUGGAAAAAAAGAAAAAGUCAAGAGACACCGUGCAGGACAUCGCAAGGUAUUGAGGAUGUUCAUGCAUUUUCGGAUAGAAUUUUGUAGUGUAUGAUGAAGAUCCCACAAAUUUGAUCGUUAGUAUAGCACAACGCAAUUAUACGAAACUUGUGCUGUCAUGUGCAAAAAAAAAAACAAACAAUACAGUGCCGAGACUAGCGUGCCCAAGCUGACAUUCGAGGACGCGAAACUCGAGCUGGCCAAGGCUACGCGGGUGUACGUCUUGGAGAACGCCCCCUUCUCCGAGAUUGUCGACGACUAUUUGUCCUCCUGGAAGACGGAUAAGAAGGAGUGGUCAAAGCUCUGGCUCACCCUCUUCGACGACGCAGUGGAAAAGCGGGAAACGGAAAGGCCGAGGUCACUGCAGUUUUUAGCGGAACUGUUGCUCUUCUGGGACCCGAAGUUUGCGUCCAAGGGCCGGAAGUGCUUCAACGAGGUGGUCAAGGAAAUGAUGGAGGAUGAAGAAAUGUGGGAGAUGCGCACCGAGGACUGCCCCAAGCUGGCCAGUUGGUUUCGCGAGCACAUCGUGAACACGCUGCUCGACCGGUUCGACAACCUGUUGUUCGACGAGGACGUGGAGGGAUUGCUGAAGGAAAGAAACUGUUACUUGUAAAAAUAUGUGUAGUCUGAGUCUGUCGUUUUAAAAUGUUCGAGGAAAAUGUUGAAUCUCGAACAUUUGAACGCUAGAACCAUGCUAAAUUUGGCAAAAAAUAUGAGAAUGACUAUACGACAAGAACUUUUACUUUUCUCUCAAACUUUCGUGUGCUAUUUCAAGUGUGCUAUUUCUUAUGCGAUAAUAGUACCAUGAUCUCCUGUGCCUGUCCGAUCUACAGCUUCUGAAACACGGGGUAUGUUUAAUCUUCAGCUAAUAUCUUUUACUGAGCGCUAGUAGAAGCAUUUUUAUACUCUUCGAUUUUUCACCUUGUUGGGCCGAAAAUGCUUCUAUGCGGAACAGCAUAGUAGCUGUUCUCAAGGCCGUCACGAGCUUCGCCCAACAAGGCUUCUUUCACGACUCGAGCUAUCGAGCAACAUGUGUCUUUUUACAGGAUAGCUUCGUCAGUCUCGGGUCGCAGGAAGGGCAGCAAGGAGCCUAGGUAGUUCCAGUGAUACUAAAUGGGCUAAAAUAGUGCAGCGAGCUGAUUGUACUCAUCGGGGUUUGAAAUAACAAGAUAUCGCACAACCGCGUACGGUAUCUCGCAGGAGGCCGCUUGCUUUAGGUGAAAGAUCAGACGGGACAGUAAGGGAUAACAAGAAUAAUCUCGUAGAACCCAGGGAAUAGAUUGUGUAAUUUUCUAGGUUGAGUAGAUUUUCACUUUUUUAAUCCAAAUGCACAAAACAUUUUUUGAACGAAGCAAAAUCGACAUGAGUAGAAUUAUCCAAUCUGACUGCUUGCAUAAUACGAAAAUUCUUCUUUUUACACAUGAUAUUGUUGUAUUUUUCAGCAUUAUCGUCGUAUACUGUCCUGCCUAGUUCAACUAUGUAGGUUAUCUCUCUCUCUCUCUUGUAUUUUUCAGCAUUAAACUAGGAGCUCUUCUUCGAUCACCGGGGGAUACUUAUUGUAGUAGCGCGAGUUUGAUGAAAAUACCGCUAUAGCGGCUUUGAUGCGGUUGUGGGAGUUUUUUCUGAUUCCAUAAUUGCAGCAAUCAGGCCUUCACGAUAGUAGCUACAGGAUAGGGUUGUAUUGAAGGCUCCCAGAUCUCCCCCGGUCGUUGCAGAUACAGCCUCUAGUUGACAACAUAGAAUGACAAUCAAUAUGCCAUGAAAGCUGUCCUGUAAAAGUCAAGCGAUGCGGGAUUCCAAGUCGACUCUUACUGACAUAUGGUUAUCGAGUCUGAUACUAGCGCAGUGAGUGGUUAAAUCGGAGGAAGGAAUUCCCUAUUGGACUAAAAGAACCCAUCGACUAUUUGCUGCGUGUCGUAAGUAUUAACAACAAAAUGAACCUACAACCUACGAGCCUAUACUAAAUCGAAAACCGUAAAAACCUUCUACCUGUAGAUGCAACAAAAAUCCGACUUUUCAUGUAUACCACUGCUGGGACGAUCAUGUUGAUGAACAACAAAAUGCGACUCGACUAGGCAAGGAACCUCUAACCAAUACUGCGGCUUGAUUUAUCCACAAACAGACUUCCGGUACAUAACUGACUCGGACAACUGAGAACUCUACCACGCGAGGGCUUUGCUAUUUCUCGUCCCUUUCCGCUGCAACUUUUUUUGCCAGUGGAAAGCAGAGAAAGAUAGCCAUUUCGUGCCCUCUGACCCAUAUUACCGUGCUAUAUUUUUACACCUCUAUUGAAGAUUGAGAUUCUAUUUCUACACUUGAUGACUAAUGCAAAAAACUUCUUCUCUUCUCUCAAAAGCGAUAAUUAUUCCAUAUUUUCACAGAACUUUACAACGCGAACUUUUUAACGAAAUCUUCUUACUUUUUUACUGUUUUUUGUCGUCGAGUAAUAUCGAUGGAACUACACCAAUCUAGUAGUUCUACGGUCGAUUGACAGUCUUUUACGAUGAAUCAUGUUACCGAAAUGCGGAAAAAAUCUGCAUCUGCAUGCUUUGAAGGUUAUAGACUCGCGCUUCUCUUCGCGGUGUUUUUAUCUACUGUAGUCCGCGGUAUGAUAAGAGAACUCUACAAUUUAUUUCUAGCAUGGUGCACAUUUUAAAAACAAACCACAUCAACAAUGAACCUCUACAAAAACGACAAAAAAUCGACAAAACGAUAGAGACCGCGAUGUAAAAAUUUCGAAAAGUCGAAAAUAACGCACGCUGUCGGGCUCGGCAUGAAGAAAAGUUUUCAUCUUCUCUUCGCAGGUACUUAGUCGUGCUGCGGGUGUAAAUGCUUUUCGAUCUGUCGUACCGCGCUAGUAGUAUCGAAAAUAUUAAAGGCUGAUAUUUUUAGGUACUGCUUUAUGCAAAUCUGUACAGUGAAAGAACAACAAAAAAUCUUCGCUAUACUGCUACAACUCCAUUUCACUAUACUCUACACAUCUUCUUUUCCAUAGUAUCGAAUAAGAUCAGGAUACAACUACAACGACCUAGUUUUUAUCUGAUAGAUGGCGCAGGAGGUGGACGAGCACAACACGCUAUCAGGAUAGGCUACCAUCAAUUGUACUAAGAGGGGCCGC
Molecule: messenger RNA, 11820 nt
Organism: Amoebophrya sp. A120
Lineage: Eukaryota; Dinophyceae; Syndiniales; Amoebophryaceae
Source: the annotation of a GenBank genome assembly